AUGACGGGCACCCCUGGCGCCGCUGCCACCCGGAACGGCGAGGCCCCCGAGCGCUCCCCGCCCUGCAGUCCGAGCUACGAUCUUAUGGGCAAGGUGAUGCUUCUGGGAGACUCAGGCGUCGGCAAAACCUGUUUCCUGAUCCAAUUCAAAGAUGGGGUCUUCCUGUCCGGGACCUUCAUAGCCACUGUCGGCAUAGACUUCAGGAACAAGGUGGUGACCGUGGAUGGUAUGAGGGUGAAGCUGCAGAUCUGGGACACCGCAGGGCAGGAGCGGUUCCGCAGUGUCACCCACGCUUAUUACCGAGAUGCCCAGGCCUUGCUCCUGCUGUAUGACAUCACCAACAAAUCUUCCUUCGACAACAUCCGGGCUUGGCUCGCUGAGAUUCACGAGUACGCCCAAGGGGAUGUGGUGAUCAUGCUCCUAGGCAACAAGGCGGAUGUGAGCAGUGAAAGGAUGAUCCGUUCAGAGGAUGGAGAGAUGCUGGCCAGGGAGUUUGGAGUUCCCUUCAUGGAGACCAGCGCCAAGACGGGCAUGAACGUGGAGUUAGCCUUUCUGGCCAUUGCCAAGGAGCUGAAAUACAGAGCCGGGCGGCAGGCUAAUGAACCCAGCUUCCAGAUCCGAGACUAUGUGGAAUCCCAGAAGAAGCGGCCCAGCUGCUGCUCUUUCUUGUGA
Molecule: messenger RNA, 672 nt
Organism: Mesoplodon densirostris (Blainville's beaked whale)
Lineage: Eukaryota; Metazoa; Chordata; Mammalia; Artiodactyla; Ziphiidae
Gene: RAB37
Product: RAB37, member RAS oncogene family
Exons: 9
Coding region: 1-672 (223 amino acids)
Cellular component (GO): endosome; Golgi apparatus
Molecular function (GO): GTPase activity; GTP binding
Source: RefSeq, a predicted model, not a curated record